Molecule: messenger RNA, 1032 nt
Organism: Meloidogyne enterolobii
Lineage: Eukaryota; Metazoa; Nematoda; Chromadorea; Rhabditida; Meloidogynidae
Source: the annotation of a GenBank genome assembly
UUCGUCGAACUCUAAAUUAAAAAUGUGAUAAUCUUGAUAAAAACGGUUAGACACGAUUCCGUGCCACCAGAUUCCGUGCGUUAUGGCCGCGCGUUGUUUUGGGCGUGUCCCCUUUUGCUUUACAUUAUAAAAUAUUUUUCAGAUAUUUUUAAUUUAAUUAAUUUAUUUAAUUAAUUAAUGGCGCAGCUUUUACAAAAAUCUGAAUUAAAUUUAAAUGACACAAAUAAUGACCAAUCUUCACUUUCUUCUUCUUCAUCACUUAAUUCAAAUGACGAUCAGAAUUCUUCUAAAAAUAGAGGAGAGGAGGAAGAUGAAGUGACCGAAAUUUCAUUGCAUGAUUUUUGUCGACAUAAAGGAGAGGAAAGGUCUGGACCUGAUCAAUUUGAAUUGUUGCGUGUUCUCGGACAGGGUUCUUUCGGGAAAGUUUUUUUGGUUAAAAAGAAUUGUGGAAUGGAUAAUGGGCAGUUAUAUGCAAUGAAAGUUUUGAAGAAGGCUACUCUUAAAGUUCGUGAUCGUCUUCGCACAAAAAUGGAACGUGACAUUCUUGCCCAAAUUAGCCAUCCAUUUAUUGUUCGUCUUCACUAUGCAUUCCAAACUGAAGGAAAGCUUUAUUUAAUUUUGGACUUUCUUCAAGGCGGGGAUCUUUUUUCUCGUUUGGCUAAAGAAGUUAUGUUUACUGAAGAGGAUGUUACUUUUUAUAUGGCUGAACUAAUUCUGGCAUUAGAACAUUUACAUUCAAUUGGAAUUGUUUAUAGAGACUUAAAACCAGAAAAUAUUUUAUUAGACUCUGCAGGUCAUAUAAGCUUAACUGAUUUUGGUUUAAGUAAAGAAUCUUUGGAUGAUAGUCAGAUGACUUAUAGUUUUUGUGGAACUAUUGAAUAUAUGGCUCCAGAGGUUGUCAAUCGUCGAGGGCAUUCAGUGGCUGCUGAUUGGUGGUCAUUAGGCGUUCUUAUGUUUGAAAUGUUGACUGGAAAUUUGCCUUUUCAAGGUAAAAAUCGACAAGAUACAAUGAAUCUUAUUUUAAGCUAAACU